AUGUCCACCCCAAAUCUAGACGCCCUCAAACGCGAUGGCUUCGUGGUAGUCCGCAAUCUCCUGACUCCAGCCGAGGUAGCGCACUACCACGAAAUUGCCACAAAAGCCACAACCAUGACUCGCAGUGGAGGCUGGCCGCACUUCCGCACCGUCCCAAAACAAUUCCCACCCUGGCCGACAACCGUACCGCCCGCCUCGGAGGGCGGAAUCUGGGGCGUGCAGCACCUAAUGCACCCCGAAAUGCCAGGACGGGACAGCUUCGCACGAUGCUAUUUCUCUCCCACGAUUCUCGCCGUCGCGGAGGAGCUCAUGGGGGUUGAAAACGCCGCCAGCAGCGAGACCGAGCCCCUCGUCAUGGAACUGUUCAAUCUGCUCGUGGCGCCCGAAACUAAAGACUUCGAGCUCCGCUGGCACCGCGACGAUAUCUCCGAACACGCCACCGCCGAGGAAGAACUUGCCCAGCUUGCGGCUAAGGCGCCUGGCGGCCGUCAGUCGCAUUGCCAGUACAACUUGGCGCUGUGCCCCGAUGCAUCGCUGAUUGUUGUGCCGGGGACGCAUGCACGCGCACGCACGCAGGUCGAGCGUGAUGCGGAUCCUUAUGCGGCUGAGUUGCCGGAUCAAUUGGUUGUUCAAUUGCAGCCUGGAGAUGCAGUGUUUUAUAAUAGUAAUAUCUUGCAUCGUGGAAUUUAUCGGGGAAAGAGUGAGGGUGGGGUUGAGACCAGGCUGACUUUGCAUGGAAGUCUUGGAUUGAAGGCUUCUGACAGUGAGUAUGGGGGUGAUGAUGCCGAGGAGAAGAAGAAGGUUAGGGCUACUGCGGUACUGCAGCAUGGGGUUGGGGCUUGGGUUCGUCGUGAUGAUGCUGCUUUUGGACUUGGGGAGAGGCCUGAGAAGAUGAGGGCUAAUCUUGUUGAGAUGGGGACUGGGGAGGGGGUUGGAUUUUCUUUGCAGGGGUAG
Penicillium roqueforti is the source of this 954-nucleotide messenger RNA. RefSeq names its product phytanoyl-CoA dioxygenase family protein. NCBI's taxonomy places the organism in Eukaryota, Fungi, Ascomycota, Eurotiomycetes, Eurotiales, Aspergillaceae. The record is from RefSeq and is a predicted model, not a curated record. The transcript has a single exon. The coding region runs from base 1 to 954 and encodes 317 amino acids.